This is a messenger RNA of Capsicum annuum, 3005 nucleotides long. RefSeq lists its product as uncharacterized. Lineage: Eukaryota; Viridiplantae; Streptophyta; Magnoliopsida; Solanales; Solanaceae. Bases 1415 to 1687 code for a protein of 90 amino acids. The transcript has 3 exons. The record is from RefSeq and is a predicted model, not a curated record.
UUUUCCAUUUCUGUAAUUUAUCUGGGAGAAGGUUGGAGUGACUUCAGUGGAGGACAAAAUGCGGGAAGUCUGAUUGAGAUGGUUCGGAUAUGUGAUGAGGAGGGGCACAGAUGCCCCGGUUCGUAGGUGUGAGAGGCUAGCAUUGGAUGGUUUUAGGAGGGGUAGGGGUAGGUCGAAGAAGUACUGAGGAGAGGUAAUUAGGUGGGACAUGGUGCAGUUACAGCUUACUAAGGACAUGAACCUAGAUAGGAAGAACUGGAGGACGCAAAUUAGGAUAGAAGACUAGUGUCAGUUUGGGUUGCUAGUGUAAGGUUUUACUUGGUGGGGGGUAUUAUUCUUGUUAUGAGACCUUGUUUCAUGCUUUAUUAUGAUUUUGUUUACUUUUCUCAGUUUACUAUUACUUGUGGGUGUCGUAUUUAUGUUAUGUCAUCUUGUUCCAUGCUUUACUAUGAAUUUGUUUAUUAUUCCUUGUCUUGAGCUGGGGUCUAUCGAAAAUAGCCUUUCUACUUCUUCAGAGGUAGUGGUAUGGACUGCGUACAUCUUACCCUCCCCAGACUCCACUAUGUGGGAAUACACUGGGUUUGUUGUUGUUAUUGUUUCUGAUUAUAAAAAUAAAAUAGCACCUGUUGAUCAUAUGAGGAUGCCAUCUGUGGCACGUAUACUAAAAACUAAAACGGAUUAUUUAUAUAUUUCAAUUUCUCUUGUGAGACCUAUUACUUUAAAUUUAAAUCUUAUGUAUCUUGAUCAUGAGUUGGGACUAACUCUGAUUUUUAAGAGCUGUGUGUGUUCAUCUAAUGGUCAGCACAUUGGUGGGGAAAAUGGGAUAGCAUGCCAUUUUGAUCUCUUAUGUUUUUAAACCUAAGUUGUCUGAUUUUCAAUUGCUUUACUUUUUCUUUUUUAAUGUUUUCUGACACGUUAGUGGGAUAAAUUUGACAAUAAAUUUUUUAAUAUUCAAGAGGAGGCAGCAGACUGGGAUGGAGAGUGGGAUAAAUUUGACAAUAAAGGUAUGCCGUAAGAUGCCAUAUUUGAAUCUAAAAGAGGGGUCAAAGUGCCUCCAGAGACCUGAUUAGUUUCUGUCAUUUUUAGAUCGAAGGACUUUCAUAGUGCCUUCAGAGAUCACUGGAUCAACUUUUUUUUUCCUCCCUAAACUUUGUGCUAUUUUAUUAAUAUCUUUUUCAAGUUUUCGAAAAUUUAAACUCAUCACAUUGUUGAAUAAUUGUCCUCCGCAGAAUUCACGUUUGUGAAAGAGGUCACCCUUGAAGUAUAAAAUGUCAUUGCCCUUCCUAAACCAAAAUCUUCACUGGUUCGGGAGAAAGCAUCUUCUUUGAAUGACCACGCUACUGGAAAAUCAUCUGCUGAUGCCAGCACUGAUGCAAAGUUAGCUAAGUUGCCAAGCCCUGUAAGAGACAGAGCAAUGAGUGAUGGGGAGACUGCCCAUACAGCAAGAAGUUCCACUAAAAGUCCAACCAGGAGUAACGCAGUUGAGAGUUCGUCAAAAGAAUUUGAAGAAUCAAUGAAUAGGAAGGAGCCUACUUUUGAUGGUUCUCCCCGUGCUGCCCAAAGUGAACAAUGGGGAGCUGAAUCUGUGUUCUCUGGGGACAAAAGUUUUGAUGAAUCUGGUUGGGGUACAUUUGAUACAGACCAUGAUGUAGAUGCUGCGUGGGACAUCAAUGCUGCUGCUAGGUGAUAAUCGAUGCUAGAGAUCUCUGAUUUCACCUAAUCAAUGAGAAGUUCAGCUGCUGUUGAUCGUUCUCAUCUUGCACUGCUGUGUCAAUGGCGGUUACUCAAAACUCUACUGCAGAAGCUGCAACUACAACUGCAGCACCUGGGAAUACAGCUACGUCUGGAGUAGAUCCAUGGCAUUAAGUCUAGUAGGAAAAAAUAAGGUAGGUUUUGUAGAUGGUCAAUAUCCAAAAUAUCACUUUGCUGAGUCGUUACAUGAUCAAUGGGAACGAGUUAAUGCAGUAGUUUUGUCGUGGAUUAUGAAUUCAGUGACAAAGGAUCUAUUGAGUAGCAUCAUAUAUGCUUCCAAUGCUCAUAAUGUAUGGAUUGAUUUGAAAGAACGAUUUGAUAAGGUGAAUGGUUUUAGAGUUUUUUUUUUCUGCAUAGAGAAAUUGUUACCCUCUCUCAAGGGACUUUUUCUGUUGCUGACUAUUUCUCUCGCAUGAGAACUCUAUGGGAUGAAUUUGAUGCACUUAUGCCCUCUCCAAGAUGUAAUUGUUCUGAGUCUAGAAGUUAUGCAAAACACUUUGAUUACCAAGGGGUUUUGCAGUUCCUCAUGGGUCUUAAUGAGACAUACUCUCAGUGUCAAAGCCAGAUUCUGCUAAUGACACCUAUUCCAUCCAUCAACAAGGUCUAUUCCAUGAUUGUAGACCAUGAAAGUCAGCGGUUCAUAGCUUCUAGUUCUUCCAUUAGUCAGGUUACUGAUACAUUAGAUACAACAGCCUUUUUUACAAACAAUCCAGGACACAAAAACAAAGGAGUGUAUCUGGGACCUGCUAGCUCGGGUUCUAGCAAUCCAGCUAAGACUGCGGGAAGUUAUAAAGGCAGGAAACCUGCAUCUAAUUACAGAGGUGCUCCACAGAAAAGGUCCCCGGUGGUUUGUAAUUUUUGUGGGUAUAAUGGUCACACAAGGGAACAAUGUUUUAAACUGAUUGGUUAUCCCUUAGACUGGCCUAAAUCUAAGAAGAAUGGAGAAGGACAGUACGCACACCAAGUAGGGAAGGUUGCUCCUUAUACUUAUCCUGAUUCUGGAUACUCUAUGGACACACACUGUACAAGUGAUCAGCUGUCUCAGUCUAGUGCAGUACAAAAUAUAUAACGUCACACUCCAUAUUUUACACUAGAUCAAUACUAACAGAUUGUGAUGCUGCUGAAUAAAGAAAAAAAGGAAAAGGCUUCUACUCCACCAGCAGCAAAUGCAGGUAUUAUGCUAGCUCCAACUAGUUCCACUGUUAGUGAUAAUUGGAUCAUUGACCCUGGUGCUACUAAUCAUAUGGUGUCAA